This is a messenger RNA of Rotaria sp. Silwood2, 2034 nucleotides long. Lineage: Eukaryota; Metazoa; Rotifera; Eurotatoria; Philodinida; Philodinidae. The record is from the annotation of a GenBank genome assembly.
AUGACUGAAACAGAUGUUUCCAAUGUUAAUGUUAAUUUUGUUGUUAUUUGGUUAGAUAAAGAUGUUAAUAGAAGACACGAAAAUGAAGAUACAAAACAACUUUUACGUCGUAUUGUUGGAAAUCAAUUAAAAACAUUUAAUGAUCCUGAUGAAUGUAUUGAUUAUAUAUCAACAGAACAAAUGAAAUUAGUAUUUCUAAUAAUUUCAAAUGCAUUUGGUCAUUAUGUAGUACCACUAAUAUAUCAAAUACCACAAAUUCAAGCUAUAUAUGUGUUUUGUGUUAAGCGACAACGAGCCGAAACAUGGGCAAAACCAGAUUUAAAAAUUUCUGGUAUAUUUACAGACAAAAAAAUUUUAGUUGAUAAAGUUCGCGAUGACAUACAGGCAUUCAAUAUAAAUAAUAAUAUACCAAUGAGUAUUUUUCAUAUUGAUGAUUGUCAAAAAAUAAUACGUGAUUUACAAGGAAAUAGUGCAAAAUUUAUGUGGUAUCAAUUAUUAAUGGUUGUUUUACAACGUUUACCUACAUCUAAAGAUGCAAAAAAUGAAAUGAUUGCUCAAUGUCGUAUAGUUUAUUGUAAAGAUUUAGUUGAACAAGAUAAAAUAAAUAGAUUUGAAAAAGAAUAUACAGAAUCAAAUGCGAUUUGGUGGUAUACAUAUGAUUGUUUUGUAUAUCGUUUAUUAAAUAAAGCAUUACGUACACAAAAUAUUGAUGUUAUAUUUCAAUUUCGAUUUUUUAUUUAUGAUCUUAAUAAUCAAAUUAAACGACUCUAUUUACAGUAUUUACAAGAUCAUCGUCCAAUCUCAGUACAUCGUUUAACUGUUUAUCGUGGUCAACAUUUAAAUAUCGAUGAAGUUAAUGUACUUAAACGUAAUGUCAAUGGACUUGUAUCAAUGAAUACAUUCCUUAGUGCAACAUUAAAUAUAGAUAUAGCACUUAUUUAUGCAGAAACUGACCCUAGAAGUGCAGAAACAUCACAAAUACAAUCUGUUCUUUUUAUUAUUGAUAUAUUUGAUAUGAAUGAAGAGACAACACCAUUUGCUCCAAUUGCAGGUAAUUCUUGUAAUGCUGAAGAAGAAGAAGUUCUUUUUGCUAUUGGAGCUAUUUUUAAAGUUAUGUCUAUUGAAAAAAUAGACAAUCGAUGGAAUAUUCAUUUACAAUUAAGUAAAGAAGAAAAUCAACUCUAUCGAGAUCUAUCAUAUCAUAUUAUGAAACAAAUUGGAUCUGAAGCAAACUCAUUAACACUUGGAUGGUUUCUAUAUCGAAUGGGUGAUUAUUAUAAAGCUGAACGAUAUGCUGAAUCAUUACUCAAACAACUUUCAAAUAAACAUAAAGACAUUGGAAAGACUUAUAAUCUAUUAGGUUUGAUUCACAAAGAUACUGGUCGUCUAUCACAAGCUAUUAAAUAUUAUGAGAAAGCACUUGAAAACUAUUCUUAUACUUGUUCACCUAAUAGUCCUCAAGUUAUUGCUACUCAUUAUAAUCUUGGUUUGGCUUAUCUAGCAAUAGGAAAUAAAGAACUAGCUACUGAACAUCAAGCUAAAGCUAAAGGACGAUUAAUUGAUUCUUCACAUACGAAUAAAUCAUUACUUGAAGCUAUGACUGAUAGUCUCAAAGCUAAAUUGGAUACAGCACUUGGAAAUUAUGUUUGUGCUUUUAAAAAUCUUGAAAGAAUAUUAGAAAAAAAGAAAACAUCAUUACCAUCAGGACAUCCGUCAUUUGCAUCAACCUUAAAAGAGAUGGGUAUUGUACAAGUUAAAAUGAAUAAUGAUGAAAAAGCACUUGAAUAUUUUAAUGAAGCAUUAGAUAUUUGUCGUAAAAGUUUAACAGACUAUAAUAUGGAUGUAGCAGACUGUCAUGAACAUAUUGCUCAUGUACAUUAUAAACGUCAAGCAUAUUCACUUGCAUUAGAACACUUUGAAAAAGCCUUAGAUAUUGUGACAUAUAUUUCAAGAGAGGAUAUUGAUCGUGUGGAAGAUUUACAAAACUGGAUUACAAAAACGGAAGGAAGUAUGAAUGCUAAUAGAGCGGAAUAA